UGGUCCCGUUUUUAUAUAGCAAAUGGGUGCUAAAAAGAUUCUGUCUAGCGAGUUCCAUCCUGAAUAACCGAAUGUGUGUUGCUGGGCCAACGUACGUUAUAUCGAAAUGGCUAAUCAGUUUUGAUUCAACAUAUUUGACACUGUAUUGUGUCAUUUAAACUAUGUCUCUCCCAAAUUCCGACGCAGAGGAAAAGGCUGGAUUUUUCAUCGCGCCUAGUAUAGAAAGCGAAUGGGGUGAAGACAAUAUAGACCAUCAGACACUUCUUUUGCAAAGAGCUGAUGCACUAGCUUCAGAAAAUCGUCUUAAAGAGGCUAUUGAUGUGUUUUCAAUGGCUCUGAGAUAUGGAUGUGUCAGACCCGAAAAGCUAAGCACUUUACUGGACUGCAUACUGCGGAACUUCAAAAAGAAUGUUGGAGGGGAGCCGGCUGCACAGCCGACCGUCAAAACAAGGGACAGUGAGAGCAACGCCGCUGAUGUGUUCAGUUGUCCUGGUUGUGCCAGGUUCCUUGGCGAGCCAGUGACAAUUGUCUGCGGACAUUCCUAUUGCAAACGAUGUUUACAACGACACAUGUUCUCCAAGUGCAAGCUUUGCGGCGAGGAUGUUACGAGUGUGUCCGGGGAGCUGAGACCGAAUGUGGUCCUCUGUAGCUUAUUAGAAAAGUUGUUUCCUGAUGAGAUCAAGAGGUGUAAGGAAAUUGCCGAAAUCGAAGAUCUGUCGAGAAGAAAACAUUUCGAAGAGGCUGUGACGCUAGCCAAUAAUGUGGUCAAAUCAGAUCCCGGUGAUGUUCUGGUGCGGCUGUGCCGGGCCGAGGCCCUAGCUGGACUGGGACAGUACACGCGUGCGCUCAGGGACCUGGAGCCACUGUGCGUGAGCUCGACUAAAUGGCCAGAGGGUUACUUCCGGAAGGGUCUGAUCCUGCAGGAGAUGGGGCAGGUGGAGAACUCGCUGCUCAUGCUGCUGCACUGCCUGGCCCUGGACCAGCACUACACCCUGGCUAAGAAGGAGCUGGAGAAGAGGCUUCACCAGCUGCUGUCUCCCGCUGUGGAGAAUGUGAAGGUGGGCCUCCGGGAGACGGUCCAGAGUGCCUCCCCCCACCUGUGGAGUAAGACCGUGGUGGGGGAGGUCCAGGAGGAGGACGUCCAGGCUGCCCCGCUCCUCGAAGACUCUGAAGAGAAUGGCGGUGCGAGCCGGUCAGAGAGCCCGGAGAGGCGGAGUCUAAGCCGCGCCCACUCGCUGCGAACCCACGGGUGCCCCGACGGGCCGCCGGGGGAGGAGGGGCUGAAGAGGGUGUGCUCGGCCCCCCAGCUGGGGGACCAGGGGAAGGGGGCACUGCUGAAGAGGAAGCUCUCUGUGUGUGAAGCUGGCCCCUCCUUCAUCUACAGCAUGGGCAACAAGCAGAAGAAGCAAGGAGGCUCAGAAAGUGUGGGAGCUGCCACUGGUACCAGCAUGCCCUGCAUGACCGUCCCUCUGGAGUUACUGCAGGCCAGUGACUUUGAGUGCUCCCUCUGCAUGAGGUUAUUCUAUGAGCCGGUGACCACGCCCUGCGGACACACCUUCUGCAAGAGCUGCCUGGAGCGCUGCCUGGACCACACCCCUCAGUGUCCCCUCUGCAAGGAAAGCCUGAAAGCGUACCUAGCAUCUAGGAAGUACAACAUCACUGCCGUUCUGGAGGAGGUGAUAAAGCAAUACUUGCGUGAGGAGCACUUGGAGAGGAAGAGGAGUCAGACGGAGGAGACUAAGGAGCUCUCAGACCUGACGCAGAGGGUGCCCGUGUUCGUGUGCACCAUGGCCUACCCCACCGUGCCCUGCCCGCUGCACGUCUUCGAGCCGCGGUACCGCCUCAUGAUCCGCCGCUGCAUGGAGACGGGCACCCGGCAGUUUGGGAUGUGCAUCCAUGACCCACGGAAAGGGUUUGCGGAUUACGGCUGCAUGCUGCUGAUCCGGAGCGUGCACUUCCUGCCGGACGGCCGCUCGGUGGUGGACACGGUCGGCGGGAAGCGCUUCCGGGUUCUGGAGCGCGGCAUGAAGGACGGGUACUGCACCGCCAACAUCCAGUACCUGGAGGACGCGCGGGUGAGCGGCGCGGGGGAGCUGUCCGAGCUGCAGGGGCUGCACGACGGCGUGUACGAGCAGGCGCGCGCCUGGUUCCGCCAGCUGAAGAGCCGCUUCCGGGCGCAGAUCCUGCAGCACUUCGGCGCCAUGCCCGAGAGGGAGCCCGACAUCCAGGCGACUCCAGAUGGGCCGGCCUGCUGCUGGUGGUUGCUGGCGGUCCUGCCUGUUGACCCCCGGUACCAGCUGUCCGUGCUCUGCACCACGUCCCUGCGGGAGCGGCUCCUCAAGAUCCAGCACAUUCUCACCAUCUGCGGAGCGUCCCCAACCAGCGGCUCCUCCCCGCCCUGCUCAUGACCGCCCGCCC
Messenger RNA from Anguilla rostrata (American eel), 2418 nucleotides. Its product is annotated as LON peptidase N-terminal domain and RING finger protein 1-like. Gene Ontology annotation, molecular function: ubiquitin protein ligase activity; protein binding. NCBI's taxonomy places the organism in Eukaryota, Metazoa, Chordata, Actinopteri, Anguilliformes, Anguillidae. The coding region runs from base 162 to 2408 and encodes 748 amino acids. The record is from RefSeq and is a predicted model, not a curated record. The transcript is spliced from 12 exons.